Molecule: messenger RNA, 1551 nt
Organism: Thalassophryne amazonica
Lineage: Eukaryota; Metazoa; Chordata; Actinopteri; Batrachoidiformes; Batrachoididae
Gene: lhx3
Product: LIM homeobox 3
Exons: 6
Coding region: 318-1520 (400 amino acids)
Biological process (GO): regulation of transcription by RNA polymerase II; neuron differentiation
Cellular component (GO): nucleus
Molecular function (GO): DNA-binding transcription factor activity, RNA polymerase II-specific; RNA polymerase II transcription regulatory region sequence-specific DNA binding
Source: RefSeq, a predicted model, not a curated record
CGCACACGCCUCCAGCCUGUUGAGGGAAACUCCCCUUUCAGCACCCUGGACAGAGGCUCGGCUGACCCUGACGCUGAGCGCAUCCACGCCGAAUAAAACAGCAACUUGAUGAAUAUUCAAGAUUUUUACGCAAAGGCACACGAAAAGAGAAACGUUUAAGUUUUUUUUUUUUCAACGUUUUGCAAGAAAUCAAGCUGCAGCCGGAUAGUGAGGAAAGCACUCUCAAGAGGAUUUGAAUCCAUCGUUCAUUCGAGACAUCUUUAAACCACAAGCGCGCGCGUCACCCCGCUGAUUCCUGCAACGUUAGGACAUCAAAAAUGUUGCUUGAACAUCCGGGGUCAAGUUGUCAAAACACUGGAAAUUUCAGCCGAUACACUUCAAGCCAAGACAUCCCAGUAUGUGCAGGCUGCAAUCAGCACAUCGUGGACCGCUUUAUCCUCAAAGUGUUGGACCGCCACUGGCACAGCAAGUGUCUGAAGUGCAGCGACUGUCAAACACAACUGGCGGACAAAUGCUUCAGCAGAGGCGACAGCGUCUACUGCAAAGAGGAUUUCUUUAAGAGAUUCGGGACCAAAUGCGCGGCGUGCCAGCAGGGGAUCCCGCCCACUCAGGUGGUGAGGAGAGCGCAAGAUUUCGUCUACCACCUGCACUGUUUCGCCUGCAUCGUGUGCAAAAGGCAGCUGGCGACAGGAGACGAGUACUACCUGAUGGAGGAUAGCAGGCUGGUCUGCAAGGCCGACUACGAGACCGCCAAACAGAGAGAAGCGGACUCAACUGCAAAAAGGCCACGAACAACCAUCACUGCGAAACAGCUGGAAACGCUGAAGAACGCUUAUAACAACUCCCCCAAACCUGCCCGCCACGUCCGGGAGCAGCUCUCAUCAGAGACCGGCCUGGACAUGAGGGUCGUGCAGGUUUGGUUUCAAAACAGACGAGCAAAAGAGAAACGGCUGAAGAAAGACGCCGGGCGGCAGAGGUGGGGGCAGUACUUCCGUAACAUGAAAAGGUCACGAGGGAGCUCCAAAUCUGACAAGGACAGCAUCCAGGAGGAGGGCAUGGACAGCGACGCAGAGGUCUCCUUUACAGAUGAACCACCAAUGUCAGAUCUUAGCCACAGUAAUGGCAUGUACACCGGUCUCAACGACUCCUCGCCAGUCAUGGUGGGCCGCCAAGGUGGCAACAACCACGGCUCUUUCCCCCUGGAACACAGUGUCCUCCCCUCUCAAGACCAGUUCCACGAUAUCCGGUCCAGCAGCCCAUAUGGACUUCCCCAGUCCCCGGGGUCACUUCCAGCACUACCCAGACACCAACCCCUCAUCUCCAGCCUGGUCUACCCUGAUUCCGGCCUUUCUAUCAUGACCCAGGGUGGCGGUCCUGGAAUCAAUCCUGCCGUGAGGGUUUCCAUGGCGCCAGCAAAUGGCCCUAGUUCGGACCUCUCUACUGGCAGCAGUGGGGGCUACCCAGACUUCCCUGCCAGUCCGGCCUCCUGGUUAGAUGAAGUGGACCACGGGCAGUUUUGAUCAGUCCACUAAAAGAUACUAGAGGCUUUUA